This is a messenger RNA of Tilletiaria anomala UBC 951, 6808 nucleotides long. Its product is annotated as putative POL2-DNA polymerase epsilon, calytic subunit A. The transcript is spliced from 5 exons. NCBI's taxonomy places the organism in Eukaryota, Fungi, Basidiomycota, Exobasidiomycetes, Georgefischeriales, Tilletiariaceae. Gene Ontology annotation, cellular component: epsilon DNA polymerase complex; nucleus. Gene Ontology annotation, molecular function: DNA-directed DNA polymerase activity; single-stranded DNA 3'-5' DNA exonuclease activity; nucleotide binding. The record is from RefSeq and is a predicted model, not a curated record. Gene Ontology annotation, biological process: mitotic cell cycle; leading strand elongation; nucleotide-excision repair, DNA gap filling. The coding region runs from base 66 to 6692 and encodes 2208 amino acids.
UCGACGCCUCGCUUGGCUUUGAGCGGCUCGAAGAGGGCGCCUUGCGUGAGGCCUGGCUUGUCGGCAUGCACCCGACGCUCGUACGCGCCGACGACGACGCGGGAGGCGUGUCGCGCGGCGGGCACGCCGGCGUCGACUUUUACUUCAUCCAGGACGACGCAGUCAGCUUUAAGGUAACUGUGCUGUACCAGCCUUACUUCUUCCUCGCCUGCCGUCCUGGCACCGAGACGAGCGUCGAGGAGUGGCUGUUGCGCAAGUACGCGGGGACGGUCGUGCGCGUCGAGCGUGUGUGGAAGGAAGACCUCAAGCUGCCUAACCAUCUCGUCAACAACCAGCGCCUCAUGCUCAAACUGUCCUUUGACAAAGUACAGGAUCUUCUCUCCGUCCGCCGCGAACUGCUGCCCAUCGCACAGGAGGCGAAGAAGAAGCUCAACGCCUUCGACACGUACGCCGACGCCCUCUUCGCCGCGGAUUCUGGCGCGAAUGGCAGAGCGAACGGCGCCGCAGACGGCGUGGGUGUGGAUGGAGUAGCAGUAGGCUAUGGUAACGCUGCGAGAAGCAUGCCACUCGAUAUCCACUUUGAGCAGCACGAGAUCCUCGACGACCGCUGGACGGGCGGGAGGGCGAGGAAUGGCAAGGGCAAGGCGCAAGAUGGCAAAGGGGGCAGAGGUGUCGAUCCGCAAGACUGCAUAAUCGACAUUCGCGAGUAUGACGUCCCGUACUACCUGCGAGUUGCCAUUGACAAUAAUAUCCGUGUCGGACUGUGGUACAAUGUCGAGUUCAACGAUGGAAAAGUGACGCUAUCCGGCGUGCCGUCGCGCGUGAAGCGUGCUGAGCCGUGCGUCCUGGCGUUCGACAUUGAGACAACUAAGCAGCCCCUCAAGUUCCCGGACGCCGAGACGGACGUGGUGAUGAUGAUCUCGUACAUGAUCGACGGCCAGGGCUUCCUCAUCACCAACCGCCAGGUUGUGUCGCAGGACAUUGACGACUUCGAAUACACGCCCAAGGAUGAGUACGAGGGCCCUUUCAUCAUUUUCAACGAGCCAGACGAAAAGGCACUGCUCGAACGCUUCUUCAGGCACUUCCAGGAGACCCGGCCUAGGGUCGUCGCGACGUACAACGGUGACUCAUUCGACUUUCCCUUUGUAGAAGCCAGAGCGCUCGUGCACGGCAUCAACAUGGCCAGCGAGAUUGGCUUCAGCAAAGAUAGCGAGGGAGAGUAUAAGAGCAGGGCGUGCGCGCACAUGGACUGCUUCCGCUGGGUCAAGCGCGACUCGUACCUCCCACAGGGUAGCCAGGGCCUCAAGGCCGUCACGGUCGCCAAGCUCGGCUACGACCCCAUCGAGCUAGACCCAGAGCUGAUGACGCCGUAUGCGAUCGAGCACCCACAGCUGCUCGCGCAGUACUCAGUCUCGGACGCCGUCGCGACGUACUACUUGUACAUGAAGUACGUUAACCCGUUCAUAUUCUCGCUCUGCAACAUCAUUCCGCUCAACCCGGAUGAGGUGCUGCGCAAGGGUACCGGCACGCUAUGCGAAACGCUGCUCAUGGUGCAAGCGUACGACGCCAAUAUCAUCUUUCCCAAUCGGCACGUCGAUCCAGUAGGAAAUGAGUACAAAGGGCAUGUGCUCGAGUCGGAGACGUACGUCGGUGGUCAUGUUGAGGCACUCGAAGCUGGCGUCUUCCGCAGCGACAUUCCGACGGAUUUCAAAAUCAAUCCUGAGAGUGUACAGCAGCUCAUUGACGAUUUAGAUGCAGCACUGGCAUUCUCGAUCGUUGAGGAGGGCAAAAUGUCGCUCAACGACGUCAUCGACUACGGCACGGUCAAGGCGGAAAUCCAGGCGAUGCUCGAAGUCCUGCGCGACAACCCGCUGCGCAAGGACCCGCCGCUCAUCUACCAUCUCGACGUCGCGGCCAUGUACCCGAACAUCAUGCUGUCCAACCGCCUGCAGCCUGACUCGGUCGUCACGGAGGCAGAUUGCGCGACGUGCGACUACAAUCGGCCAGGAAUGGAGUGUGACAAGCGAAUGAACUGGGCCUGGCGCGGAGAGUACUUUCCCGCCAAGCGCGAUGAAGUCAACAUGAUCAAGCAUGCGCUCACCAAUGAGAAUUUUCCACCCAAGUGGCCCGGUGGGCCGCGUAGGGACUACUGGGACCUGUCCCCGGCCGAGCAGAAUGCGUUGUUGCACAAGCGCCUCGGGGACUACAGCCGCAAGGUGUACAAGAAGACUCAUGAUACACAAACUGUCGUGCGCGAGGCGAUCAUCUGCCAACGCGAGAACCCGUUCUACAUCAACACUGUGCGCGGCUUCCGCGAUCGUCGAUACGAGUACAAAGGUCUGCAUAAGACGUGGAAGAAAAACCUCGACAAGGCGCAGAGCUCCGGCAGCCUGACAGAGAUUGUUGAUGCCAAGAAGAUGAUCGUGCUAUACGACUCGCUCCAGCUCGCGCACAAGUGUAUCCUCAACUCAUUCUACGGGUACGUCAUGCGCAAAGGCGCACGCUGGUACUCAAUGGAGAUGGGGGGCAUCACGUGCUUGACCGGCGCGACGAUUAUCCAGAUGGCCAAAGAGCUCGUCGACAACAUUGGUCGCCCGCUUGAGCUCGACACGGACGGGAUCUGGUGUAUGCUUCCAGGCGUCUUUCCAGAAAAUUUUAGCUUCACCUGCACCAGUGGCAAAAAGUUCCAGAUCUCCUACCCUUGCACCAUGCUAAAUUAUCUCGUCCACGAAAAGUUCACCAACCACCAGUAUCACGAGCUCAUUGACAAGGAGACCGGGCGCUACGAGGUGCACAGCGAAAAUUCCAUCUUUUUCGAGCUGGACGGACCGUACCGCGCAAUGAUCCUGCCGUCAAGUAAGGAGGAGGACAAGCUGUUGAAGAAGCGUUAUGCCGUCUUUGAGCAUGAUGGCUCACUUGCAGAGCUCAAAGGCUUCGAGGUGAAGCGUCGAGGCGAGCUGCAGCUCAUCAAGGACUUCCAAAAGCAGAUCUUCAAUAAGUUCCUCCUCGGCGACACGCUUGUCGAGUGCUACGCCGCCGUAGCCAAGGUCGCCGAUCAGUGGCUUGACGUCCUCUACUCCAAGGGUGCCACACUCGACGACGAUGAGUUGAUCGACCUCAUCGCCGAGAACAAGAGCAUGUCCAAGACGCUCGCCGAGUACGGCACGCAAAAGUCUACCGCGAUCACGACGGCGAAGCGACUAGCCGAGUUCCUUGGCGCGCAGAUGGUCAAAGACAAGGGCCUCGCUUGCAAAUUCAUCGUUUCUGCCAAACCACACGGCGCUCCUGUCACCGACCGCGCUGUGCCGGUGGCCAUCUUCAGCGCCGAGCACAGCGUCAAGCAGCACUAUCUGCGCCGCUUCCUUAAGGACAACAGUCUCACCGACUUUGAUCUGCGUAGCAUCCUCGACUGGGAGUACUACAUUGAUCGCUUCGGCGGCGUCAUUCAGAAGCUCAUCACCAUCCCUGCGGCGAUGCAGAAGGUGCCGAACCCGGUUCCGCGUGUCCGUCAUCCUGACUGGCUGUUCAAGCGCGUCGCCGCACGCCAGGACAAAUUCAAGCAGCAUUCAAUCAAGGACAUCUUCCAGAAGCAAGCCCUUCUUGCGCCACUGCCCAAACAAGAUGCUGGUGACAGCACAGAUCAGGUGCCCGGCGAGCAAGCUGCGACCAAAGUCAACAAAAUGGCCGUGCCGCCGCCACUGUCUCCUGAAGAGAAGACACCAGACCCCAACGCUGAUUACCCGGGGUGGUUAAACGUCAUGCGCAAGAAGUGGCGCGAAACUCGCAAGACGCGCAAGUUGGAACAUCGCGUGGCUGGCCGCUCGGCUCUGAACAGCACGAUGGGAUCAAUGUUUUCGCGGCAAUCUGCUUCGAUGGCUAACGCCAAAUGGGACGUCAUCUCUGUCGCUCCCGGUCUGCGUCCGGGCGACUUCAAACUGUGGAUCGCCUUCGAAGGUCGCAUCCAGGGACUCAAGCUUCGCGUCCCGCGACAAUUCUACGUCAACUUCAAAGGUGCUCUUCAGCACUACGAACUGCCAGAGGAUGUCACAGUGACGGCCAUUAGCAAAACGCUACCGCGCGGCCACAUCGCUCGCAAUCUGAUUCGCUUCACGGUGCCAGAAUCGACAUUCGUUGAGGAGGAGGCCUUGUUCUCAUCCCUUACGAACAACCCGCACGUUGACGGCAUCUUCGAGAUGAACGUCCCACACCAUGUGCGUGCUCUGCUCCGACUCGGCUCACACUGCAUGAUUAAACCAGGUCUACAAAGCAAGUUCAGCCGCGCUCUUGACCAGGGAUUCGAGCUUGAAGAUCUCGUCAAGGCUGAGCAGUCAUCGAUCAACAGGCGAAAGUACCUCAAUCAAGGGCGUCUGUUCCGCUACUUUUAUCUCUACCACGGCGCUACUGACAGCCGUCAAUUCCUCACUCUCAUCUCGCCGGACGGCCGUCUCACAGUGCAUAUCGUAGAUAGCGCAGGUCUGCGCCAGCUUCCCCGUCUCGAGAAUGUGUACGCCAUCAGUGUUGCCAAUGGCAAGAGCAAAGGAAGGCUGGGCCCAGGAAACGGUGCUUUCGAUUACACAGACACGAUCGAAGUCGACGUCAAAGUGCAUAGCACGGAAGCGAGAGCGCUAAAGGCCAUCGGCAGAGAACUCGCCAGCAGAAAGGGCGCAAUGCAGAGUUCGACCAUGCUGGCGAUCUGCACCUCUCGCCCUCUUUCCUUCUACGAAGCUGGAAUGGGCAGUGCGGCGAUGGAUCUACCCGUCAUCACGGUGCCAGCGUCCCGCAUGGACGAUGAACUACCGGCUCUCAAUUGGCAGGUCUACUCUGCCAAACGCAUGCUUGGCAACUAUCUCCAGGUUUCUGCCUGGCUUGCUGGCUGGAUCGACCUUGCAGAAGAGUACGACAUUCCGGUGUGCAACCUGGAGAGAGAUCAUGCGCUUUUUGCCGCCGACAUCGACUUUGCACGUGCGUUGCAAAGCCAGGACAUGGUGCUCUGGUGGUCUUCAACGGACCAGCCAGACCUCGGAGGCAGCGAAGACGACUCACAUCAAGUCCAGAAAUGGGACGAGCACGAUCACAUGGAAAUCUCCAGACCGGGACUCUAUUCUAACGUCGUCCUCGAAGUCUCCUUAAAGCAUCUUGCGCUCGAUGCCGUCCUGCAGUCAAGUAGCGUUAAUGAGAUGGAGGGCAGCGGUCCGGGCUCUAUGGCAUUCGAUGCGUCCUCUCACAAUUUGGAUGAGUACUCGAAGGGCGUAGCGCACAGUGCAUCCGCGCUGGGUGAUUCCAUUCUCACACCGAUAGUCUUUGCAACGGUGAAGGCAUUGGUGCGGAUGUGGUACACGAAGAAAAUCAAGGCCAAGUCGGAGCACAGUGCGCAUCUUGCGGACAACUUUUGGCGAUGGGUCUCUUCCAAGUCGUCAGCGAUGCACGAGCCAGCGAUCCAGCGCUUCUUGCACGGGCUCAUGCGCAAGACGCUUCUACAGAUGCUGGCUGAAUUCAAGCGACUUGGGUCAGACGCGGUCUAUGCAAAUUUUAACCGCAUCUUCCUGUGCACCAACAAGCCGACUGCUGGAAGCGCUGCAGCGUAUGGCCGCUAUCUCAUGACCGCCGUGGGUGGCUGCGAGUUGUUCAAGCAUGUCGCGCUUGAGAUUGUCAAUCCGUGGGAGUACCUACUGUGGAUGGACCCUGCGAAUUUCGGUGGUGUCAUCUGCCAGGAUCCCUUUGCUGCUCAACCAAGCACUUCUUUCACCGUGGAGAUGAACUGGAAUAUCGAGACUUUCCUGCCGCCGGCCGUUCAGCAGCGCUUUGCAAGCGCUAUCGGAGGCUUCAUUCACAACCUCUACGAGGCCAAACGCGAAGGUGCUGCGCUCUUGGAGCGCACGCCGCUUCGUGCCGCCCAACCAGUGAAGGAUAUCUCGACCGCUACAGCCAAAUGGCCUGUCUCCCGCGGCGCGCUCGAGGAGAGCUACAGUGAGAAACGUCUCAAGCACAUGCGCGACACAGUCAACCAUCGGAUGACGCGCCGAUUACUGCGAAACGUGUCUGACAUCCAGAAUGGUGUUGCUGCAGCACUCGCUGCGGGCGACCCUGAGGAGCAAGGGGAAUACGCCUUCCCAGAGCUGCCUGGCUCUCACCUCCGACUCCGAAAUCCAGCAAUUGAAUUUAUCAAGAGCGUCUGCGCAGCUUUGAGUCUUGCAUCUGAAGUCUCAGCUGAAGUGCAGGUCUGCAAGCGCAACCUCCUCGAGUACAUUGGCAUUCGAGAAUUCUCGCCUGAAGCUCAUUGGGCCAACCCCUGCGAGCCAUUCCGACUGCACCUUGUCUUUUGCAAUUUUUGCAGCGAAAGUCGGGACUUUGACCUGUGCAGGGACCCAGAUCUUACCCUGGCAGGAACGAGGCAUCAAUGGCGAUGCCCCAAUUGCAAGUACCCCUACGAUCGCACCGCGAUUGAGGAGCGCCUCGUUGCCAUUGCACAAACGUACGUCGAGAACUAUACGCUUCAAGACUUGAGAUGCAACAAGUGCAGCAAAGUCCGCGCCGACAAUCUGGCCAAGCAAUGUAAUUGCUCCGGCUCUUGGGGGCUCACGAUCAGUAGGAUGCAGACGUUGCGCAGGCUCAAGAGCCUCAGGAGCAUUGCGGCUUUCCAUUCCCAGCCUUAUCUCCAAGAGGCAAUCGAUGACAUGCUGGUAUGCACAUGACAGUACACAUUCACUCUGUAUUAUACACACGGGCAUUGGUUGAUUACAAGUCCAUUCCAGCUGCGGCCUGUGCAAGCUCCUCAUCGCGCUCCCUCAACGUCUCAUCACAGAUUCGC